UUAGGGGAAGUCACUCUAGGUCUGUGUUUGAGACGGAAGUGGCCAUAAAUGUUAUGGUCAUGUGAAACCGAAUCAUUAUAUGAGAUUUACAGACUGUGCUUUAUAGUAGCACAUGUUACGAGCAGUGGCGAUCACCGGCAGUUAAGAGCAAAAAGUGGCACUCUCUGGCAGAGGCUAGCCUUGCAAAAUGUCUGGCCAGCGAGGGUAUGGAGCAGUUAGAGAAUACAGAGAUGAUCCAACAGCUCCGUCACUUCCUUAUAGAGAUUCUGCAAAUGGAUACCAAGACACAGGCCGCUCCUCGGUAAAUGAGCUUUGUGAGCAGAUUCGAAGUAACAUAUUCCAGAUUAACAAUGGAGCAAAUUCCAUUGAAAGAGCUCUGAAAAACAUUGGCACUGAGAGAGAUUCUCCAGCUCUGCGAGACAAAAUCCAUGAGAUAUCAGUCAACACAAAUAAGACUGCCCAAUCCACAACAAGGUUAAUACGAAGUGCUACCACAAGGCAAGCAGACAGACAACAGAAAAUCCAGGUGGAAAGAUUGACUAGUGAUUUCCAGGAAGCUGUACAGAGAUUUCAAACUUUACAAAAGAAAGCAACAGAAAAAGUAAAAACAACUGUAAAACUUGGAGGACAGCAGCCAAAGGCACUGGAUGAUACAGCAGGCUGGAAUCAAGAUAUUGAGAGGCAGCGGCUGGUGGAAGAUGAGCAUCGAGUGGCACAGCUUCAGGCUCAAGAGGAAGUCAUUGAAGACGACUUGGCCUUGCUUCGUGAGCGAGAAGAAAGAAUCCGGCAGCUGGAGUCUGAUAUUCUAGACGUCAAUGAAAUCUUUCGAGAUUUGGGUGCGAUGAUCAGUGAACAAGGAGAAGUAUUGAAUGAUAUUGAGGCUAAUGUGGAGAGAGCUUACUCAAAUGUGGAGACUGGCAAUGAGCAGCUAAUCAAAGCAUCAGAAUAUCAGAGGAAGUCCCGGAAGAAAAUGUGCUGCCUGCUUGUGAUUUUUUUGGUCAUAAUCAUUAUUGUGACAAUCAUUAUAGUUGUGACUGUGAAGAAAUAAAGUUGGUUUUUUUUUUUUCCUAGCACAACUUUUGAAAUAUUCAGACUGUUUUUCUCAUGCUGCACUUCUGAUAACAUUCCAAGCAUAGGGAAGUUGAUGCUAAUACUUAGCUACUUAGAAAAAAAUUACAAAGCAAAUAAAUCCAAGGGAAAGAAGAUAUGUAAGGUGAAUUGUAUAUGGAUUGGUGUGAUUGCUAUAAAAGUGAAAAAUUUUAGUGUGAUAUUAGUGAGAAAACCUAGCUUUGGAAUGGUCUUUUUCUAGACCAUUAGCUAGAAAUUUAAAAAAUGAUCUGAAAAGUAUUUUUGUGUAGCUGCAGAUGGGUGGGGUAGACAGGUGGGUCCUUAAAUGCAUAAAUAUAUGUGUAAUUGUUAAGUUUCCAGUGAAAGUUCCUUUUGUGCCUAAUCAAUGACUUUAAAAUAACUAAAAUCCCAUUUUCUUAUUUUGCAUUUUUCUUGUCAUAACUUUGAGCUGGAACAUUUAUGUUGAAUUUUUAUUAGUUGGUAAUUUAUUAAUGAAAGGGAGAGAGGUAGCUGCUAUGGGAUUUAAACAUAGGGUAAAGGAUUUUAAUGUAGUGCAUCUUCUUUUAAGCUCAUGAUAUGGACCUGUUUUCUUCAAAGCUUUAAUUCGUCUGUUCACUCAGAAAAAGCCUUAAAAUCUAAAGAUUAAAGUAAACUUGAGGUGAGCUGAAUCUUACAUGUUCUUUUGAAACACCCUUUUUCUUUGGUAAAGGAUUCUAGACUGUGCUUAGCGGUCCGGUGGCGCAACGGUUAGUGCCUGUCACCAAUACAGUGAAGGUUGGCUGCCCUGAGUUCAUUUCUCGUCUCGGGCACGCUGUUCUUUCUCUGCACGUGGCAUCUGUUUACAGGGCUGGGUGCCUUGCCGUAAUAUAGCCUCAGUUGCUGGCACGGCGUAAAACACCAAUUCCCCCCCCAUCUCUCUAGAUUGUGCUUUGGGAUUCUUGGUUGAGAAUGUUUGUAAUAUGAGUAUGCUAUGCAUAAAUCUAAAUUUCAUUGUACUUUUUCCAUGAAGCUAGAUGUGAAGUACAACUUAAAACUUUUUUGUUGUUGUUGAAGAGCAGUGCACCACUUACGUGAACAUUAUGCAGAAAAUUUUGGACUCCUGUCUACAUGGCUAAACUUUUGUGAUAUAUAUAUGUGUGUGUGUGUGUGCGCGCGCAUGUGAAAAAAAGAGAGCAAGUAACUUCAACAGAAAUGCAUGAUUCAAAAUUAGAGAUGCUGAUUUGAUUUUGUAAUGUUGCCUGCCAGAUUGUUUUGUCCGCCCCUGUAAAUUGAAACCAUGGAUUAUCAUUGGAGUGACAACAGAAAUGAGUGAAGAAGAGAAAUGAAUCUUCUGAUGUAUAAGCAUGGCUUGUCUCACAGGCCUGAAAGGGGUUGUGCCCGCCUUUUACAAAAAUACAUGAUGCUUAAAUUAGCUAGGUAAUUCUAAAUAGCUGUUAAGUGAAAAUAAAGUCUGGGCAUUUAAGUGAAAUUGUAAAAUUUGUAAUGUUUUUGUUCUCUUGUGUUGUUAAUUUAAAGGAGAGUGCAAGCAGUCAACUGUAGGCCAUCAUAAGGAAAAUUAAUUUCCUACAUUACACCUUCAAGUAAUAUCUUGAAAACUUCUUUUCAGAGGCUGGAUGUGAUUAUAUAGGAGUUCCUGCUUGUCAAUCUGUGGUUGAUUAAAAUUAAAAAACACUGUGAAUAAAACUAUAAAUAUUUUUAAACAGAACAGUGUAUGAAUAAGAUUGGGAUUUGUUUAUUUUAUAUUUGUACAUACAAAUAUUCUCUAUUACCAUAAACAGUAAAAAACUGAAAGAGUUGGCUCUAAUGGUCUGGUAAUGCCAAAAUGCUGCAGUGAAACAUUGUUAAGUUACCAAUAGCAUAAUUUAAAAAAUGUGUUUCUUGUUGCUGUUUUGAUAUAAGCAAAUGUUUUUUCUCUUUGACUUCAAAAGGCAAUUUUAUUGAAAAUGUUUUAAAACUUUGUAUGUCAGUUUCUGCUGAUCUUUCAUAAUUGGAGACUGUCAUCAAGAUUGUCAUCUCUUCCUUUUUUUUUUUGGAUGCCUUUGUAAAUUGUUUCAAGUGCAAAACUAAGCACAAUACCUGGGUUAUUUGUAACAUUCUGCAUGAGAGCUCAGUUUGUUGUAUCUACAACAAGGUCAUCCAAGCAGAAAUUGAAAGAUAAUACAGUCCUAGUUUGGGUAAUGUUAUCCACACAUUAAUAAAAAAUUGUUAUUUUAGCCAUAUCACUUAUGUAUCAACAGAUCAUGGUCUGGCACAUAAAUGCAAACGUUUAACGUCGAAUGUUUGUCCUUGAGCACCCCUUACACAAAAAGUUAUUCAUUCGCCAUCAUUUAUUGUUAAUGGUAAAAUGUGCAAAAUAAAGCAGAUGUUUCUUUCAGGGAUGAUAAUAAAAUAAGGCAAAAUGCAGUAGAAAAUGUAUUUAACGCUUUUAUGUAUAUAUUUAAUACAGUUUAGUCAUGAAAUGAAUAGAAAUUUCAGCAUAUGUACAGGUUCACAUGGAUAGGAAAAUGUAAUACUUCUAGGACAGUGGUUCUUAACCGGAGUUCGAUUGAACCCUAGGGGUUCAGUGAGUUGGUCUCAGGGGUUUGGCGGAGCCUCAGCCCGGAGGUCAAGACACACCUGCAAUUCAUGAUGACACUAAAGAAGGGUUCGGUGAACAUGCAUAUGAAACUUGUGGGUUCGGUACCUCAAACAAGGUUAAGAACCACUGUUCUAGGAAUUUUCAGAGGAAAAUUUGUGUUCACUAAAGAUAGAGAGGCAAGUCAUUUGUAUGUCUUAAGACUUAAAAUAUAACACUCAUUGCAAAUGCUCAAUGGCAAGUUCGAGGCUGAAUGCUUUUCUUGUAGAAUUCCAGUGGCUGAACAAUUAUUUUCAUGGUGCAUAACUUUUCGGAUUGCCUUGUAAUUUCAGGUACAUGUAUGAAUAUUUAACAGGACUGCUAACUCCUGACUGUAUUUCCAUGUUUCAUCUAAAAGAAAUAAAUGAACAAAGCUUUUGGGUCUCA
Molecule: messenger RNA, 4069 nt
Organism: Pomacea canaliculata
Lineage: Eukaryota; Metazoa; Mollusca; Gastropoda; Architaenioglossa; Ampullariidae
Product: syntaxin-7-like
Exons: 11
Coding region: 188-1048 (286 amino acids)
Biological process (GO): vesicle fusion; vesicle-mediated transport; intracellular protein transport
Cellular component (GO): endomembrane system; SNARE complex; membrane
Molecular function (GO): SNAP receptor activity; SNARE binding
Source: RefSeq, a predicted model, not a curated record